Messenger RNA from Galeopterus variegatus (Sunda flying lemur), 826 nucleotides. RefSeq names its product fms-related tyrosine kinase 3 ligand-like. Gene Ontology annotation, biological process: positive regulation of cell population proliferation. Gene Ontology annotation, cellular component: cell surface; membrane. The record is from RefSeq and is a predicted model, not a curated record. Gene Ontology annotation, molecular function: cytokine activity; receptor tyrosine kinase binding. Lineage: Eukaryota; Metazoa; Chordata; Mammalia; Dermoptera; Cynocephalidae.
AGAGUCCCGCCAAGGCGCCGUCUGCGGCGUGAGCCUGUCACCACCAGGGGGCGCGCGCCGCCUCGGCCCAGAUUCCACCCCUGCUCACGGUCUCCCCUCCAAAAUUUCCUUUCACUUUCGAUCUCUGGCUGUCACCCGGCUUGGCCUCUUCCACACCCAGCUGGGGCAAGCCUGACCCAGCCGCAGGCAUGAGGGCCCCCCGGCCGAGAUGAUAGUGCUGGCGCCAGCCUGGAGCCCAACUACCUCCUUGCUGUUGCUGCUGCUGCUGCUGCUUCUGAGCCCCGGCCUUCGAGGGACCCAGAACUGCAACUUUGAGCACAGCCCCAUCACCUCCAACUUUGCUGUCACCAUCCGCAAGCUGUCUGACUACCUGCUUCAAGAUUACCCUGUCACCGUGGCCUCCAAUCUGCAGGAGGAGGAGCUCUGCGGGGCCCUCUGGCGGCUGGUCCUGGCCCAGCGCUGGAUGGAACAGCUCAAGUCUGUGGCUGGGUCCCAGAUGCAAGUCCUGCUGGAGGCUGUCAACACUGAGAUACACUUUGUCACCACAUGUGCCUUUCAGCCCCUCCCCAGCUGUCUUCGCUUCGUCCAGACCAACAUCUCCCACCUCCUGCAGGACACCUCCAAGCAGCUGAUGACUCUGAAGCCCUGGAUCACCCACCGAAAUUUCUCUCGGUGCCUGGAGCUGCAGUGUCAGCCCGAAAGUCUCCUAGUCCCUCAACCCACCACCCUACCUGGUCCUCUCCCAUCCUCACAGUCCCUCACCUCUCUUCUCAGUGUGUUUCAGAGCCCACCCUGCUCCCAUUGGCUGUGGGGGCUAGCCAGUUAG